AUGUAUCUUGCGCCUUCCAGUAUUCACUUUACACAAUGUACUGGGGAAACGGAUGUCGGGGAUAUAACGAAAGACAUCGACUUGGAACGCCUGACGGCAAAGUUCGAGAGUAAGGAUACACUUCCAAAAAUCCAGGUAGUCGAAAAAGAUGGUCAUUAUUUCACCUUAAAUAACAUACAGCUACAAGUGUUUAGGAAGCUGGAGGAAAGGGGACACUGUCAAAAUGUCAAAGUGGAGGUCAUUGCUACCAAAAGGGUGCCUGUGGCUAUCAGGGACUUAAUGAUCCUCCCUCCGGAUUUCGACCGAAAUGGCUACUCUACGGAAUCCCACAGAUUAGGAAAGAAAGGUUCAUCUAAAGACAACGACACAGAUGAAGACGACGAAGAUGACGACGACGACGAUGAAAGCACUGUAACGUCAUGUUCUGUAGCCUCAAGCAGUGAAUCUGAUACAAGCGAUGAUGAGGGCGAAAAAGGAGAUGAAAGCUAUGACAGCAGUACAAGUGACAGUGAUGCAGAGGAGAUUGAAGAGGAAAGAGAGAGUCUUUUAUAA
Ylistrum balloti is the source of this 552-nucleotide messenger RNA. Its product is annotated as myelin transcription factor 1-like protein. The record is from RefSeq and is a predicted model, not a curated record. The coding region runs from base 1 to 552 and encodes 183 amino acids. The transcript has 3 exons. NCBI's taxonomy places the organism in Eukaryota, Metazoa, Mollusca, Bivalvia, Pectinida, Pectinidae.